ACUCAGUGGUCUCGACUCGUUUCGACUCAAUUUGAAAAGCGGAAAGCGGACGCCUCUCCGGUUGGUUUCAGUACCAGUUUGCUCUUCGUGCACAGCACAUCGAAUAUUUGUGAAGACGGUAUUCAACGACGACGACGACAACAACAAAUUGUCUUUUUUCGCGAACGAAUAGAAAAAAGUGGCAAGAAUUUGUUUACUAGUGUGAAAGCGUGUGAGUGCAACAACAGGGAAAAGUGAAAACAACACAAAUACAGCAGCAACUCAGCACAUCUAACGGUUAAAAGGCGCCGCAAAGUAUUCCCCAUCUACGUAUCCUUCCUGUGGAUUAAAAAGGAUUCUAGAGUCAACUUAAGUGGCUCGCUGUAAAUCAUAGUUGGAGAAAUUCUCGAGCUCUUUGGAACCUUCUCCAAGCUGCUGCUGGCGUAGCCGAAACCAGAAGCCAAGAUGCCGGCGGAAAUUAAACCAUCCGCGCCCGCUGAGCCGGAAACGCCGACCAAGAGCAAACCCAAGUCCAGCUCCUCGUUCUCGAAGGCUGCGUUGGCCCGAGUCACCCUGCUGGAUGGCUCCCUGCUGGAUGUGUCCAUUGAUCGCAAGGCCAACGGUCGUGACUUGAUCAACUCCAUUUGCGCCGGCCUGAACCUCAUCGAAAAGGACUACUUCGGCCUGACCUAUGAAACGCCCACAGAUCCGCGCACCUGGUUGGAUCUGGAGAAGCCGGUGUCCAAGUUCUUCCGCACGGAUACCUGGCCCCUGAACUUCGCCGUCAAGUUUUAUCCACCGGAGCCGUCGCAGCUGAAGGAGGACAUCACGCGCUACCACCUGUGCCUGCAGGUGCGCAAUGACAUCCUGGAGGGCCGCCUGCCCUGCACCUUUGUCACCCAUGCGCUGCUCGGCUCUUACCUGGUGCAGUCGGAGAUGGGCGACUACGAUGCCGAUGACAUGCCCACGCGAGCCUACUUGAAGGACUUCAAGAUCGCUCCAAGCCAGACGACUGAGCUGGAGGAGAAGGUCAUGGAUCUGCACAAGACCCACAAGGGCCAAUCGCCCGCCGAGGCUGAGUUACAUUACCUGGAGAACGCCAAGAAGUUGGCCAUGUAUGGCGUGGAUUUGCAUCCGGCCAAGGACUCCGAGGGUGUGGACAUCAUGUUGGGUGUCUGUGCCUCCGGCUUGCUUGUCUACCGCGAUAAAUUGCGCAUCAACCGAUUUGCCUGGCCCAAGAUCCUGAAGAUCUCGUACAAGCGUCACCAUUUCUACAUCAAGAUCCGACCUGGCGAUUUCGAGCAGUACGAAUCGACCAUUGGCUUCAAGCUGGCCAACCACCGUGCCGCCAAGAAGCUGUGGAAGUCCUGCGUCGAGCACCACACCUUCUUCCGGCUGAUGACCCCGGAGCCGGUGAACAAGUCCCGGGUGUUCCCGCACUUCGGCUCCAAGUAUCGCUACAAGGGUCGCACUCAGGCCGAAAGCACGUCCACGCCCGUGGAUCGUACACCCCCCAAAUUCGAUAGAACUCUGUCUGGAGCUCGUCUCACUUCUCGCAGUAUGGAUGCUCUGGCCUUGGCCGAAAAGGAGAAGGUGGCCCGCAAGAGCAGCACUUUGGACCAUCGGGGAGAACGAAACGGCGAUGGCGAUGCCCACAGCCGCAGUCCCAUCAAGAACAAGAAGGACAAGUUGAUGCGACAGUCGAGCACCGGCACGGCUUCGGCCUCCUCGCAAAGUUCCCUCGAGGGUGACUACGAGACCAACCUAGAGAUCGAGGCCAUCGAGGCUAUCGAGGCUGAGCCCCCCGUUCAGGAUGCGGAGAAGCAGGCCAAGCUGCUUGAAAAGAAGCAAAAGGAGAAGGAGGAAAAGGAGCGCAAGGAGAGGGAGAAACGCGAAUUGGAGGAGAAGAAGAAGGCCGAAAAGAAUGCCAAGGCAGCACUUGCUGCAGGAACGGCUGUUAACGGCGAUGACGAGCUGAAUGACUCCAACAAGUCGGACAAGUCCUCUGGCAGACGUGGCGUUGGCAUAUUCUCCUCGGGUCGCAAGAGCAAGAGCGGUUCGCCAUCCAAGGAUGGCAAGGACAAGUCCGGAAAGGACAAGGACAAGGACAAGGAAGUGGGUCGACUUGGUCUGGUCGUUACUUCUGGUCUGGGCGACAAUCAGCAGGAUCAGAAUCUGGACGAGGCGGCCAGGAAUGCGGCCAAGAACCGAGGAUCCACCACUCCUGGUGUUACUAGGCAGUAUGAGUAUGCCGUGGAUGAGGAUGGCAAUGCCAGUCCCACCAGGAAAUCGUAUACCCCGGGUGGCUUCCGCUACGAUCAGGAUCCCAACUCCAGGAAGUCUGGUGCCGAUGGUCAGGAGCAGCUGUCUCCAACCUCGCAGCAAAAGAAAAUUGGCCUGGCCUUCAACUAUGCCCCGGGCAACGAGAAUGCUCUGAAGGAAACGGCUGAGAAGCUGAAGGCCGGGCAGCUGUCUCCGCGCACCCAGGAUAAGCUGAAUCGCGGCCAGCUUUCGCCCAAGUCGCGGGCCAAGCUGCUCCAGGAUCCUCUCCUCUCGCCCACCACUCGUGCCAAGCUCCAGGGUAGUGCUGUGGAUGCAGCUGCUGUGCCCCUUAGCGAUUCGCAGAAGCGAUCCUACUCGCCCACCAAGGGACCCCAGGGCUACACCUCGGGCGCUCCGGGAAGCUACAAGCCCAUCGCAGAUCCCACGGCUGAUUUCCUGGAGUCCCAGCGCUACAACAGAGAGCCUGGCUAUGUGGGUCCUUCUAAGGCUGCAGGAGCUGCUGGAGCUGCAGGUGCUGCAGGAGUUGGAGCUGGCUCUAAGAAGCCUGGAUCUCCCAAGAAAUCAGGAGCUCCAGGACCUGGAGCUGCAGCUGGAGCAGCAGCAGGAGCCGCCGCAGCAGCAGCAGCGGCCAAGCCGAAGAAGAGGCGUGUAAAGAUCAUGGUCAUCACCUCCAAGUUCGAUCCCUCAACCAAGCGCAUUGAUGCGGAGAACGGCAGCAUUGAGCACUCCACUGGUAUUCUAGACCCCGCCACCGGACUCAUCGACACCAAGUACGGCGUGAUCGAUCCCAAGAAGGGAACUCUGGAGGCCCUGAACACCAAGACCGGUAAGAAGGAGGUCUUCCAGGGCGACGUGGACGGCAAGACGGGCAAUCUGCAUCUGGUGUCCGGAGUGGCGGAUCCGAAGACAGGACGCCUGGAUGAAUCGCUCGGUCAGAUCGUAUGCAUCACCCCGCAGGACAAUCCCGUGGUGGAGCUGACAGUGAUCACCAGUCGCAUUGAUCCUGCCACUGGCAAGAUUGACACGGUCAACGGGGAUGUGGAACGAUCGCUGGGCGUCCUGAACUUGGAUACCGGCCUGCUGGACACCAAGUACGGAGAGAUCAACACACGCACCGGCGAACUGAAGGCCAUUGACCCGAAAUCUGGCAAGAUUGUGGUCACCAAGAAUGUGAAGGUGGAUCCGGGCACUGGCCAGAUCACCAUUGUGGGCGUUGUGGACCCCAAGACGAACAAGAUCGACCCCGGCCAGGGUCGCCUCAUCGAGGUGGGCCAACAGAUUGACCCCAUUGUGGAGGUGACCUCUCUGGCGGGCAAGUUCGACUCCAAGAGGAACAUUAUCGACGCCAAGACCGCACAGGUGGAGACCUCUGGAGGUCAGUUUGACCCCAAGGCCGGCAAGAUCGAUACCAAAUACGGGCAGAUUGACCUGGUCAAGCACACGAUCACUUUCAACGACCCCAAGUCGGGCAAGACGGUUACCAGGGACAUUAAGAUUGAGCCCGCCACCGGACAGAUUGUGCUGAAGAACCAGGUGAACCCGAAGAACAACAAGCCGGACAAGGACUACGCCAGGAUCAUAUCCCUGCGAAUUGUGCAACAGCGCGUGGAUCCCGCCACCAAGGCGCCCAUCACCCAAGUCAGUGCCUCGAAGGACAAGGACAUUGUGGUGGAUCCCAAGUCCAAUCAGAUCUGGGUGCCCACCGGAGCCACCGAUCCGGCCACCAAGGAGCAGCAGUACAUCUCCAGCAGCGUGGACCCGAAAACGGGCUACGUCAUCACCAUCUACGGCUACCUGGACCCCAAGACCAACGAGAUCAAGAAGCAGACCAAGCUCGACCCCAACACGAUCAAGAUCGAGCCCACGUCCGGCAAGAUCUACACGGCCACCGGCGAGGUGGACCAGGCCUCCGGCGAGCCGUUGUACGCGACCACGCAGGUGGACCCCGAGUCCGGCGAGGUCUACACCAAGCUGGCCCGCGUCGACCCCAAGACGGGCAAGAUCGUGAUCGUGCGCAUCCUGCUCAUCUCGAAGACGGACGAACGCGGUCGUCCGGAGGAGAUCGACCCCUCCACCUGCGAAAUCGAUCCCGUCUCCGGACGCGUUCUUAAGUUCUUCAAUAAGACCGUGUAUGUUUACAAUAUGAUUGACCCAGUGACCGGUGAAAUUGUACAGGUGGAUCCCAAUGACCCGCGGUUCGCUGGCGCCCGCACCACGGUGACCCACACGAUGACUCUGACCGGCGAGAUUGACCCCGUGACCGGGCGGAUCAAGAGCGAGUACGGCGACAUCGAUCCGAACACGGGCGAUAUCGAUCCUGCGACGGCCGUCACGGAUCCGGUGACCGGAAAACUGAUCCUCAACUACGCCCAGAUCGACCCCUCCCACUUUGGCAAGCAGGCGCAAGUGCAGACCACCACGGAAACGGUGCCCAUCACCCGGCAGCAGUUCUUCGACGGGGUCAAGCACAUAGGCAAGGGCGCGCUCCGGCGGGACUCCGAGGGCAGUUCCGAGGACGACAUGACCGGGCAGUAUGCCACCGACCAGGUCAAGGACAUCGUGCUGAACAGCUCGGCUGCCCAGGCGGCCGGCAAAUUGGGCAAGCCGGUGAGCACGCCCACGGUGGUGAAGACCACCACCAAACAGGUGCUGACCAAGAACAACGAUGGCGUGACCCACAACGUGGAGGAGGAGGUGCGCAACCUGGGCACGGGCGAGGUCACCUACUCCACGCAGGAACACAAGGCUGAUGCUACACCCACCGACCUGAGUGGCGCCUAUGUCACGGCCACCGCUGUCACCACCCGCACCGCCACCACGCACGAGGAUCUUGGCAAGAACGCCAAGACCGAGCAGCUGGAGGAGAAGACGGUGGCCACCACCCGCACGCACGACCCCAACAAGCAGCAGCAGCGCGUCGUCACCCAGGAGGUGAAGACGACGGCGACGGUGACCAGUGGGGAUCAGUAUCAGAGGAGGGACAGCGUGUCCUCGACCAGCUCCGGCGAUUCGGGUACGCCCAUCGACGGACCCUACGAUGGUGCCAGUGUGGUUCGCACAGACAACCAGAAAUCUCCGCUGUAUACGACCUCCGCCACCACUGGACCCCAUGUGGAGAGCACCCGAGUGGUUCUGGGUGAGGACACACCCGGCUACUCCGGACACGGCGAAAUCAUCUCCACCCAAACCGUGAGCAGCAAAACCCGCACUGUGGAAACCAUUACCUACAAAACCGAACGCGAUGGCAUUGUGGAGACCCGAGUGGAGCAGAAGAUAACCAUUCAGUCCGAUGGAGAUCCGAUCGAUCAUGACAAAGCUUUGGCCGAGGCAAUACAAGAAGCGACGGCCAUGAAUCCGGACAUGACAGUCGAGAAGAUUGAAAUUCAGCAGCAGACGCAGUAGAUUUAACAACUAUUUCUAAACACUUCUAAACAGAGGAACACUUUCUAAGUAAACCAGCACACACUCACACACAUGAACACCAGCCCACGCAUACGCAGCACUUGCAGUACACCUUUUAUACAACCUAUAUAGAUAUCUAUAUCCUAUAUAUAUAUAUAUAGCCUCGACCUCGAGCUGAUGACCCACAUGACAUAACACUAAGAGAGAAAGAUUAAUUCCCAAGUAUCCGUUACCGCUACCGUCUACAAGAAUAUGCAUCCACAUGUUUAUUAUUUUUAUUACAACUGUUGUUUAUAAUUACUUUUUAUUACGUAUAUUAUAUAUUGAAUGUGCAAGGCAACGUUGAAAUGAGAACUCUAUAUAUUGUAAACCACGAUUGCAUUCAAAUCCAAGAAUAAAACCUAAAUGUACACACAAAACAA
This is a messenger RNA of Drosophila gunungcola (fruit fly), 6086 nucleotides long. It is a transcript of the gene cora, whose product is annotated as protein 4.1 homolog. The record is from RefSeq and is a predicted model, not a curated record. Gene Ontology annotation, cellular component: cytoskeleton; plasma membrane. Gene Ontology annotation, molecular function: actin binding; structural molecule activity. The transcript has 17 exons. Bases 445 to 5664 code for a protein of 1739 amino acids. Lineage: Eukaryota; Metazoa; Arthropoda; Insecta; Diptera; Drosophilidae.